This is a messenger RNA of Gadus morhua (Atlantic cod), 2524 nucleotides long. RefSeq lists its product as uncharacterized. The transcript has 15 exons. Bases 289 to 2445 code for a protein of 718 amino acids. NCBI's taxonomy places the organism in Eukaryota, Metazoa, Chordata, Actinopteri, Gadiformes, Gadidae. The record is from RefSeq and is a predicted model, not a curated record.
AGCGAAUUGAGUGGUACAGCAACUUCCUUGUGUAUUGUAGCUGAACGUGAUGCAUCUUUUAAACUAUUCAGCUGAGGGUUUCGCUUUUGAGUGAAGGAUCUAGAAGAAUUCAAUUGCAAUUGGUAAUCAGACUUGUUUUUAUGUUUUGUGCUGGUAAGCACUGCAUUCUAUUGUAUGUGAAUAUAUGCAACAUAAACAGGUUGGGAGGUUUUCUAAAGAACUAUUGGUCAUCUUGGCAAAUACUGGCAUUAGUGGGUUUACUACACCUGUCUGGAGUGACAAGCUGGGAUGUUGUCAAGCUUUACUUGGGUGGUCCUGGUGCAGAGUCUGACUUUGUUACAGUUGGAUCCAGCACACAGUGCCCCUCCUCUGGGUGCAGUGGUCCAUGUUGUCCCUAUAGAGACCAAUGGAGGGAAAACGGUGAGAGCCCAUUUCAUGGUGGCUGCACCGAACCCGUGUCCAGACCUGACUGGAGUGUGUGCUGAGGGUGAGGAGGACUGCAAAGUACAUCCUACAACUACACCUUUCACUGGCACAAAGCCCGGCCCUGGUUGGUGCAUCCGCAGAUGGCAGAAGACUAUUCCCAGCAACUACAGGGCCACUUUUGAAUUAGGGUCCAAAGUGACUUGGGAUGUGUUCAUUCGGACGGAGGCCACGGUACGAGCUAAUACCACCAAACUCAACAGACCCCCUUAUGUUGCCCUCCCACCACCUCUGAGGGCCAUUGCUGGCUGCCCUCACCGCAUCAAUCUGUCCCUCCUCGACCUGGACAAGGACCCAGUUCGGUGCCGCUUUGCCCGUGCAGACCAGGGGGAGUGCCAUGGGUGCACCCAACACUCUUUUAUAGAGCUCAAUGAGGAAAAAUGUAUGCUGUCAUUUAGCGGAGAAGCAUCUGCCGGCCAGUACUCUGUGAUGUUAAUGGUGGAGGACUUACUUCCCCAAUCCAAACUGAGUUCAAAUGAAGACCCCAAGCCACUCAGCUCUAUCCCUGUGUACCUCUCCCUUACUGUGGAGGAAGCGUCUUCUUCUGGUUGCAGUGCAGAACCAGUUGCUACUGGCCAAAGUCCUCUGAGGGAUACAAGAUUGAUCAUUCUGCCAUAUGAACAAGUCAACCUGACCGCCACCUUCACCUCAGAGCUGGAGAGUGUUGUAGAGAUUGGAGUAGUUGGCCCUCCUGACCUCUUCAUGUCAGGCCUCAUAACAAAUGAGACAAUGAGCACUAAAGAAGUCACAUGGGUCUGUGCGCCAAACACACUGCCUCCUAUCCUACCCAUCUGCUUCUCUGCUAAUACAAUCAGUUCACAAUCAGAACCUCGAUGUCUAUGGAUACAUCAAAGGGAAACGAUGACUUUGCCUCCAGGAACAAAUCUGGAGUGCUCGGACACAGAGAUGACCCUGGUGCUCCCAGUUAUCACACUGAAGAACAUCAACCUGGAAAACAUUAAGCUCAACAGCCCCACCUGCCCCGUCUCCUAUAACAACACACACCUGACUGCUCACAUCCCACUGACCGGCUGUGGCACCAAGAGGGUGCAUGUGGGUUCAGUGCUAAUUUAUACCAACACUCUGCAAAGCGUGCACAGCGACACCAUGAUCCGCCGCCUGCCUUCACUCAUUCUCCCGCUUGCCUGCCAUAUCUCACCAGUCAAGGCCCAAGGUCAAUACAGGAGCAUUAUUGGCGAAGAGGAGCAGAUCUUUGGCAGUGUCUCGUUUUGGCUUGAUUUUUCCUUGCCUGACCACGGGCCAUUUUCAAGUAUCAUGCAAAAUGCCACCUUUCGCCAUUUGAGAAUUCCGACACCAACUAGGUAUGCCUUGCAGGCGGUUGAGCUGCAAAGACCAAAGAGAAGACUUUUUCCUGCUGCCCAGCCACAGGUUGAACAGCUGGACCUGUACGUGAUGUCCAACUGCAGGAAGGGCAGAGUGGAGCUGUUUGUGGAAAAUUGUAUUUGGUCAGUGACAGAGGACCUUUCUGACCCACAAACACUUCUUGAACAGGGGUGUGAGGGUUCCAGCAGCAUCGUUGAACUUCUUACUCCAGACAAAUCUUUCAAGACUUACCGACUUAAUAUAAGCAGCAUUGAAAUACAUGGAUCAAGAAUGUUUACGGAGUGUAAGGUGCAUCUUUGCAUGCCUACCUUGCCUUCUCACAAUUGUCCUGACCCCUGUCGCAACUUCAAAAGUACUUCAAACAUGACAGACUGGUUGUCCACCACCACCUACACCAUCAGGUCGGGAGCUGUGAGCUUAGCACUUGAACGCUUCCCCUCCAGCAAUAUCCUUGCUGGCGCUGGAAACCAACCUGCAGCGACUACUACCCCCCCAAGGGAAGGGAUGGCAACUGCCUCUGCAAAUGCUCCUCCUGAAACCAAAGCCAUGACAGCAGCAUUGAUUAUUCCAACCCUUAAUAUAUUUCUUCAAGUUCUGCUUUGCCACUGGAAUAUCUGAAGCGGUCUGUGUAAUAAGCAUUUAACAAGUGAUAAGUGCGAACCCAACACUGGGAAAAUAAAAUAUGCUUCUCACCAUG